GUACAGGCGCUAGGCAGCCACAAGUCUGAGAUUGUUCUGGGCUACUAACUUCAUGCUCACCCCGGCGUCUCUGACCACAGCUACCUCGUCCAGUUCUACGCGAACCACAACUGCAGCCACCAAGACGGUGACAUCGUCGUCUAGCGUGACAACACCUUCCUCAACGAGAGUGAUCGUCACACCAUCUUCGACGUCGACAUCGUCAGCUCCUCGCACCUCAUCCUCCUCUACCUCAUCGACCUCGUCAGAGGACGUAGUAUCGACAUCCUCUUCCAGCUCGCGUGCAGUCGCGACCACCACGGCUUUGUCUUCUUCAAGUGGCACUACCAGUCUUGCGCUGCCGUCUAUCACUACUGCCACAAGCUCCAGGGGCACAUCUGUCCAAGUGAUUACAGAAUCAGCGACCGCAGCCACGGCAAGUGCCACGGCAAGUUCCACCGCAGCUGCCAGUAGUGGUCCAGGCGUAGGUCUCAUUAUCGGCAUCGUUGCAGCUGCUUUGGCGGGCGUAGUGGUCGUGGCUGCAGUCGUCGGAUUCCUCGUCAAGAAGGCCAGUCGCAAGACUGAACCCUUCGAAGGCGAUCCGUUUGACAAGGACGAGUUCCGAAGGCAGUCUGCUAUGAUUCCCGAAGGCUUCGAAAGCGAUGAUGGACACCGCUCAAUGGUAGAGCGCGACUUCGAUCCAUCAGGCUAUGGCGGCGAUGACGGCGGCUAUGGUGGGCACGUACUUUCAGCUGGCGGCGCCGGUAUGAUGGCUGGCGCCGCCGGGGCAUACGGUGGUUCUUACAAUGAGAGCGGGGCUCCACGACCUCCUACGAUGCUGGCCCGCCAUGCUGAUGCCUACCGAGACUACCAAGUGCAAGACUCUGUGGGUCCGGGCGCUCCGUACGAAGCUGCUUUUGCCGCACCACCACAAUUUCCCCAGAUGGCCUACGGUGGAGAGGAUCCAUACUCUCUAGCCGGUGUAGCCGGUGGCAUGAAGAAGAUGCAGAAUAUCGACAAUCCUUACGCCCACCUCGAUCGAAGUCUGUCGGCGUCGCAAUUCCACGCUGCGGAGGCUGCCAACUACUACAACAACCGCAACGUCAGUGGUAAUUCUCAAGGGACGCAACUGCAGCGCAACGGCAGCGGCGGCACAGCCAGUGGCAGUGACGGCGGCUACGGCCGAUCUGAUGCACAGGAUGCAGCAGCCCGACCUACGAGCUACGAUGGUAACCGGUCUGGAACGCCCGAACUGCCGAAUGUGCAACAGACCUACGCACUGGGCUCUGAAGAGGGACACUCGUCUGACCCUUCUGGCCGUCAGUCUGCCAUGGGCACUCUCGAUUACCCAACGAUGCUGAACCCUUAUGAUGAACAGCAGUACUACCAACAUCAGCAACAACAGCAGCAGGAGCAAGAGCAACAACAGCAUGGCAUGCCAAUGUCCUCCUCACCGCCUCCUGCGCUGCAAGUUCGCAAUCUCACCGGUAGAGGUGACGGACAAGGGGGCAGGUACGAUCAAUAUGGCAACCGCGGUGACAAUCGCAAUUCGGCAGCCUCAGAGAAUAGCGAUACUGCUUACGGCGGAGUCUACUAGAAUGGACAAUCAGACCAGCACCUCGCAGCUGAGCGCAGUGAAUCAACGAUAGCCGGUCUAUCUUCCGGGCCAGUCCUCUCCACUAGGAUAGAGGGCGCCCAUUUCUAUGUCAAAUGUUCGCCUUUUUCCCGCUCGCACCUUACCACCGCGCUCUUGGUCUAUAUCGAUCGUCCGGACACUUCCUUGUCUUUUGUGCGCCGCUCGCGACUGGAACUCAGCGCGAGGCC
Messenger RNA from Microstroma glucosiphilum, 1803 nucleotides. RefSeq lists its product as hypothetical. The record is from RefSeq and is a predicted model, not a curated record. NCBI's taxonomy places the organism in Eukaryota, Fungi, Basidiomycota, Exobasidiomycetes, Microstromatales, Microstromataceae. The coding region runs from base 53 to 1576 and encodes 507 amino acids. The transcript has a single exon.